Messenger RNA from Ipomoea nil (Japanese morning glory), 1266 nucleotides. Its product is annotated as ubiquitin-conjugating enzyme E2 7-like. Gene Ontology annotation, biological process: protein polyubiquitination; ubiquitin-dependent protein catabolic process. The transcript has 6 exons. The coding region runs from base 368 to 874 and encodes 168 amino acids. Gene Ontology annotation, molecular function: ubiquitin conjugating enzyme activity. The record is from RefSeq and is a predicted model, not a curated record. Lineage: Eukaryota; Viridiplantae; Streptophyta; Magnoliopsida; Solanales; Convolvulaceae.
CAUCGCCAUAAUUAUCCUUAAAGAAAGGGAAUAUGGUCUGAUUGGGAGGUGUCUGUCAUCUUUUUCAAGAAUGGGGAAGAAGAUGGAGAACCGUACCCAGAAGAAUCUAAAGAAAAUGGGCUAAUGCCAUUUCCUUCAUAUGACAUUACUGCGGAGCAUAUAAUCUCCAUAUCCAAUCACGCUCUCAAUCCUGUCUUUUACAAUUUACACCCCCACCAAUUUGGUUGGUUUAUAUAAGACUCGAAUCACACCCGAAGAUUGCGACUCAACGCACAAACUACUUCCAUCUAUCCUCUGAUUUCUCUCUCCCAAAUCAACCCACAACUGCUUAGUAUAUACUCCCUCCUUUCCCCCUCUGAAGUUUGGUAUGGCUUCAGCUUCUCAGGCCAGUCUUUUGCUCCAGAAACAACUCAAAGAUCUUUGCAAAAAGCCUGUUGAUGGAUUUUCAGCUGGUUUGGUUGAUGAGAGCAAUCUUUUCGAAUGGAGCGUUACAGUUAUUGGACCUCCUGAUACAUUAUAUGAAGGAGGUUUUUUUAAUGCGAUUAUGAGUUUUCCUCAAAAUUACCCGAAUAGUCCCCCCUCGGUGAGAUUUACCACAGAGAUCUGGCAUCCUAAUGUAUACACCGAUGGCAAGGUUUGCAUCUCAAUUCUUCAUCCUCCCGGUGACGAUCCAAAUGGAUAUGAACUUGCUAGUGAGCGCUGGUCACCUGUCCAUACGGUUGAAAGUAUAGUUUUGAGCAUCAUAUCAAUGCUUUCAAGCCCUAAUGAUGAGUCCCCGGCAAAUGUUGAAGCUGCUAAGGAAUGGCGGGAGAACAGGGAGGGAUUCAAGAAAAAGGUGAGCCGCUGUGUAAGGCGGUCACAAGAAAUGCUGUAAACGUGCAGCCCGUGAAUGCAAGUUCAUGCUCCAAUCCGAACGCGUUGAUAUGGCGAGGAACGAUGCCCUAGCUAGCUAGUAACCGGGUUCUUUCUAUUGGCUGCAAAUCGGUACCCCGUGUUUCGUUGCAUCAAGAUCAUGCAUUCUAUUAACUGCUUCUGAAAGGUAGUUUUUAAGGUGAAAUUCCGACAGGAUUUUUGUCUGGAAACUUGGUUAGUUUCAUUCACUUCAGGUGUUGAUUGGUUGGUUACCUUCUCUGUAUGUACUUCUCAAAAGUCUAGGUUUGGUAGUGUGUAUGCAACAUUGUUGGUUGCUGGAUUUUGUACUUUUGUUAUAUUGUUCAAGGAACUGUUCAUUAAACAAUGCCACCGGAAUUUAUGUUUGUUUUUCAA